AUGAACCCCAACAGCAUCCAGCGGCCGAGUAAUAGAAUCGAAAGCAGGAGAAUCAAGCCGCAGGCGCAGUCCGAAAAGCCUGAACAACAUCCAGAGGCACCACGCCAAGGACUCCCUGAAAGCCAGAACGCAGAUGGCACACGCCAGGCUCUCUCAGUAAAAGCAUCCAACAGCCGUAGGACGGUGAGUCCCAGGCCCGAGGACAAUCCCCGGUCCGCAGACGCUGUGGGAAGUCCGCGGCUAAGAACUCAGGCGGCGCGGGCGCCCCUGUUGUCCUUGCCGAACUUCUCGGUGAUCCUGCCGCCCGGGAAGGUGCCAGAUGAGUUCCAGUUCCUGGGCCAAGGGGCCUGCAUCAACCAGAAAGGUGAGCCUUUCUGGGGUGGCUCCAUGCAGUACAUCUCGCCGCCCCAAGCGGACGGCUCCAGCUUGGAGUGCACCAAACUCUGCCAGAUGCUGCCGUCCUGCACGGGCUACCAGGCCGAGGGCGCCAGUUGCUUCGUGAUAGCCGACGGCGUCUUCCGGCCGAGCGCGGCCCGAGGAGGCCGCAGCGACACCAGGUGCUUUUGGCGUCAUCCAGUGCUCCGGAAAACGCAGGGUGCCUAUGAGGGCCAGCAGCUGCCGAUCCCGCAGAUCAUCUGGAGCUUCUGGCAAGCCUUGCCCGACGCCCCCUUAGCGCUCACCGAGUUUGUGGAGGCCUGCCUUGCAUCGUGGAGGGCGCUGAACCGCCACCACCAGAUUCGGCUCCUCAACAGCGAUUCGGUGAGCGAGUAUCUCACCGAGCACGAGCUGCCGAGGACCUUCCGGUUUCUGAGUAUCCAGCACCGGUCCGAUGCGAUUCGUCUAGCGGUUCUCAAGAAGUAUGGCGGCAUCUGGGUUGAUGCGACCACCUUCAUGACAAAUCCGUUGCAAGAGCUGCUGGGUGACAACCCGAACGUGCGCACCUUCUUCGCGCUGCCAUAUCCUUGGACGGAUCAGUCGCUGAAGGAUAACGACACUCGCGUGAGUUGGAUCGAUCACCCUCAGAACUGGUUCCUGGCAGCUCCUUCUGGCGACCUUUUCAUCCAUCGGCUGCAGCAGUGUGUGUGGCAGUUCAUGGACGGGGUGAACCGCAAGGAUUUCAGCCUCUCCGGGUUGUUCAGCCCGCAGCAGCUUGAGAUCAUGCCAAGACUGGGGAUCCGGGCUUACCUGUCCACAGAUGCCUGCAUGUUCAGGACCAUCUUCGAGGACUUGACCUUGUGGACUUGGUGGCACAGCCCACGUGUGCAGAUCCGAAAUCCUUGUGGACACCUUGGCUUCACCUGGAUGGCGAAUAUGACCGACACGCGGGUGAAGCUGUUCGAAAGCGUGGACCCCGCUUUCAUGGUUCAACUGCGCGAUGACCCUGGCCUCUUCAUGAAGUUCACGAGCGACAUGCGGAGCAGGAUGAUCUUGCCACUGGACCCGGCGGCUAUCUGGUGCAAAGAGAACAGCUUCCGGAAGAUCUUGGAUUCCAUGAAUGUGGACUCAGCGGAGAGAUGUAGAAGACUGACCAACUGA
Molecule: messenger RNA, 1536 nt
Organism: Symbiodinium sp. CCMP2592
Lineage: Eukaryota; Dinophyceae; Suessiales; Symbiodiniaceae
Source: the annotation of a GenBank genome assembly